Molecule: messenger RNA, 477 nt
Organism: Candidula unifasciata
Lineage: Eukaryota; Metazoa; Mollusca; Gastropoda; Stylommatophora; Geomitridae
Source: the annotation of a GenBank genome assembly
AUGAUAUCAUUGACUUCCUUGGUAUUCUUCGCAUACAUUGUAUCUCUCUCACUGGACGUGCUGGCGCAGUGUAACCCAGGCUGGUAUCACUUUGCCCAGUCAUGCUACGCCUAUGGGGAAUCCAUGGUGACAUUUGCAGCUGCAGAGGAAAUGUGCAAGUUUUACUCGGCCCAUCUGGCAGAGAUUGACAGUGCUACCGAGAACAACUUUCUCAAGUCGAUCGCCAGAAAUAAAUCAAGUGGCGCCGUGUGGAUCGGUGGGACCGAUGUCUUCAAUGAGGGCACCUGGUUGUGGCUGUCUACCGGACACAGGAUAUUUAACUUCCUGGACUGGGCGCCGGGUCAGCCAGACGACAGUGCAGGAGAGGACUGUCUGGGAUUGUAUGGAGUAUCCAACUACCAAUGGAACGACUUCAUCUGCAGCAAUUUGGGCACUUUUAUCUGUGAAAUAGAGCUCACAACCGUGAAUAAAAAAUGA